This is a messenger RNA of Pseudomassariella vexata, 3055 nucleotides long. Its product is annotated as rRNA processing/ribosome biogenesis-domain-containing protein. Bases 266 to 2599 code for a protein of 777 amino acids. The record is from RefSeq and is a predicted model, not a curated record. NCBI's taxonomy places the organism in Eukaryota, Fungi, Ascomycota, Sordariomycetes, Amphisphaeriales, Pseudomassariaceae. Gene Ontology annotation, biological process: rRNA processing. The transcript has 2 exons. Gene Ontology annotation, cellular component: nucleus.
GAUUUAUUACCAGUUGCGAUUACCCGCCUGAGAGGCAUACAAACACAGUCUGAACUUGAUAGGCCAUUGUUUCUACAUCGUUGUGCGCUGCGGGACAUAUUAUUCUGGAUUUUCCGUUAGUGUAUACUGGGUUUCUCAAACGAAAAGACCGUCGCAUGAGCGUAUUCUGCACUCGCUGAUGCGCAAAGAGAAGUGCUGAGUCCAAAGUGAAGUUGCGACGCUGGAACGAGUAUAAACAUUUCAGGAGUCGACACAACUAUUCAUCAUGUCGUUGGUGACGUUACCACCCGAGCUUCGCAGCCUCUGUCGAAAGCUCACAUCGACGAAACCAGAACAUCUGCCGAACUUGCUACCAUUUUUGUUGCAGGAUGUGCAGCGAUGUCGAGGGCCGCUCUCAGAACCACUGGAAUCGAAAAGCAGCGCGAAUGGGUCAGAGGCAGCAGUGCUUGUGCACAAGCUGAAAACUCAAGUAACUACUCUUCUGAACGGCAGGAGCGUUCAGGGGCGGUUUGCCGCAGUCGCUUUGGUCAAGGCUAUCAUAGAAGCUGGUGGGUGGCAGUCACUCAGCGAAUCCGAGCCAUGGGUUCGUGGGCUCUUGAUCAUCCUUCAAAAACGGGGUCCCAUUGUGAUCAAAGAGUUAUGUGUCGUAACUCUUACCAAGAUUUACAUGAUGAUCCAGAGAUACCAGACGCUGGUACGGCAAAUUGUUACGCCUACGCUCCCAGGGUUCGCGACUGCGUGCAUUCAAAUACUCAAACCAACAGCCACGAGUAAAGCGGCCAAAGCUCCCUUGAGCUUUAAUGACACUGUCUUUGAAGCCUUCUCUAGCUUGAUACCCUUGUUUCCCACCACGCUGCGUCCUUUUGCGGCACAAAUCCGGAACGUCGCACGGCCGUAUCUUGCUCCAACUACUUCUGAUGGGCAAUUUGUACCCGAAGCACUACAGAGAAGUAGCCGGCGCCUGGUGGUCCGGCUACACAUGACCGCCGCGAAAGGCGGAGGUUCUGAUGAAUGGGCUAAGCAUCUCACCGGCCUGGUUAAGGACGUCCACAACACCGCAGACCAAGUCUUCCGUGCCGUGCAAGAGACUUGGGAGUCUUCGUCAGGAUACGUUCGUCAGGCAGCCGACUUCUCUUUGGAUCCAACUGGGGGAGGAACUUCGCCGGACCAGCUGCCAGAAUGGACGGGUGUUCAGGCGGGCAGCGAACGAAUCGUCGGCUUGCUUCGAUUUAUUGGGGAAAGCCUCCGCUGUAAAACCAAAACUCCGGUUACCAUCCCGGUCAGCUCUAUUUUUGACUUGACGCGAAGGAUAUCUUCUAUUAUCCUUCGGACUUCUGCAACGGAAAAAUCCGAAUCGACACAGAUGAACGCUGCAGUCGGAAGGGAGGAAAAGGAUGAGCUGUGGUCAGUCUUCCCCGACGUUCAAGUUGCCGCCAUGCGGCUUCUCUCGGUGCUGGCUCAACGACUAGGAAGAAAUUUCCUCCCAUUGGCCCAGGAGACCUUGGAUCAGAUACUACGAAUGUUCGACGCAAGCUAUCGUCUUCCCGAGAUACGUUCGGUCGCCUUUGCACUAUCGAACGUGGUACUUCAGCUUUGCAGACCGUCCAUGACCAAGAUUAAUGUUGACUCGUUGACAUUGACGAUUCAAUCAUGCUGUCAAGAUCUACUUGGUGCUGGUGGCCACCUCAGGGUCCCCCGACAACAAGCCACGAUGGGUCUGCAAAAUGGCUCCAAGUCUAACAAUGGCAGCCAGAAUGCCGAUUCUUUUCUUCCUUCGCAAAGCGAUGAGGAGACCCUACCUGUUAUCCUUGAGCCGGAACACAAGACUGCGGCGGAGGAGCUCCUAGUAACGCUCUUCAGUAACCUGCCACAGCAGUACAUCAAUUCUUCGCUCCGUUCACGCAUGCUCAGGACGGCCAUAUUAUGCCGCAUAAAAAAAGCGCAGGUGGCUAGCGUCCUGCAUCCUGCGCGAGACAAGAAUGGGAGGACUGCGGACGCAAUACUUCCUUACCUCCAUCAGCAAUUCCCUCACGAUGAGAUUGUUGAGAUUUUACGUUUCAAUUUGCGACCCACAGGGACUGGCGCCGUUGGCGACUUCAUGGAUCACGACGAUGGCAUGGGUAUUGAAUAUGAGGCGUCAGUCGACAACCCUGCCAAUGGCUCAACCUUUGAUAAGCCAUUUGAGGCUGCUGUCCCAGACGCCCAGGGUGACACAGUGAUGAAGAAUACGGCGUCUGAGGCUGUGGUAUCAGGCCAUCAUCCAGUGGCCGAAGUUCAGCCCAGUCCCUUCUCGACUCACCAGAACAAAAGAGUCACAAAAACCACGGAAGUUGAGGCCCAGCUCACAUCAGUCAACCCCCUGAAGAGGAAGACUGAGACAGACGAUAUCGAUGUUGCUGUCUCCAAACGCGUCGAGGUUGUCGCUGUCGACACUACGGUAGUGGACCACGGAUUUGCUUCCGUAGGAACCAUCAUUGAAUCUAGCCUAGGGCAGAUGAUAAAAACAGGCGAGGAUGCUGAUAAUAGCGAUGAUGAGAGUGUGCAUCUGCAGAUGGAACUUGAUGAGUCGGAUGACGACGCUGAGGAGGAAGAGGAAUGAUGGCGAAGCAUGUGACGGUAUCUACCCAAGGAUCAAGACGGUUUCAACCUAUUUCAUUAGUUACCUACCCCAUGUAGGCUGUCGGUGGUCUCUUGAUGCAUUUCAUCUGCAAAGUACAUAAUGGGAGAGUCUUUCUUUUCAAAGUCGAUAUUGUCUUUCGCCGAGAGAAACGUCAAUAUUUUGACAUAUUUCAGUCUAGUACUCGAGUCUGGCCUUCAGGUCAGGACUGGUCGCACGGGGGUCAUCGUUGGACGCCAUGGCGGUGAAAGUGCAACGUGACUCCAAAGUGACGUUAGAAUGCAAUAGUGCCGUAGCUUUUAUGGAGUGGAGGAAUGCAGGCUUGUAAACUGGGACGCCAGGCUGGUAUACGGUGGUGGAUUACUUCACCACUUACAAUGCACAACUGCUUGCCACGCACAAAGUUGGCAUGUUGUCACUCAAGUACGAUGAAAGCAG